AUGUUCUCACGAAGUGUACUAAGAACGGCUACCCGAGCUGGCGCGACCCCAGCUCGAGCUGUACCACAGCUUGCCAAAGCUCCGCUCGGUCGGCGAUUCGUCUCUGUCUACGGCUACACACAAGCCAAGGCUCUCAUUUACUCCAAAUAUGGCGAGCCCAAGGAUGUCUUGCGCCUGCACAAGCACUCAAUUUCUGCACCGCACGCAACCCAGGUGAAUUUGCGCCUGUUGACUGCGCCGAUGAACCCGGCCGACGUGAACCAGAUCCAAGGAGUCUACCCCAGCAAACCUCCUUUCCAGACCGCGCUAGGAAACACCGAGCCCGCCGCAGUUGGCGGUAACGAAGGCGCGUUCGAGGUGGAGUCCGUCGGUGCAGGCGUAAAGAACCUCAGCAAAGGCGACUGGGUCAUUAUGAAGCGCACAGGCCGGGGUACCUGGCGUACUCACGCGCAGAUGGAAGAGUCCCAAUUGAUCAAAAUUGAGAACAAGGAGGGCUUGACGCCGCUGCAGGUGGGCACUGUCAGUGUCAACCCCGUUACUGCAUACCGUAUGCUCCGCGAUUUCUGUGAAUGGGACUGGAUGCGCGCCGGUGAGGAAUGGGUGAUUCAGAACGGCGCCAACAGUGGUGUCGGCCGAGCUGCUAUUCAGCUGGGACGUGAGUGGGGUAUCAAGACCCUCAAUGUCAUCCGUCAGCGUAAGACGCCUGAGGAGACCGAGGCUCUGAAGAAGGAACUUAAAGACCUAGGAGCUACGGUCGUCAUCACCGAGGAGGAGAUGCUUACCGGCAACUUCCGGGAUAUGGUUCACGAGUUCACCCGUCAGGGCCGGGAACCCAUUCGUCUGGCGUUGAACUGCGUCGGUGGAAAGAACGCCACUGCCAUGGCAAAGACUCUGGCUCCCGAUUCGCACAUGGUGACCUACGGAGCCAUGUCCAAGCAGCCUGUUGCGCUGCCCUCGGGACUGUUGAUCUUUAAGAACCUCUCGUUCGACGGAUUCUGGGUCAGCAGAUGGGGUGACAAGAACCCAGAGCAGAAAGAAAGCACCAUCAAGGAUGUGCUUCAGAUGACUCGCUCUGGCAAGUUCAAGGAUAUCCCUGUGGAGAACGUUGAGUGGAACUGGGAGUCCGAGGGCCCCGCGUUGGCAGAGAGUGUACAAGGCACUUUGGGCGGCUACCGCAGUGGGAAGGGUGUGUUCACCUUCACUGGUACUGACUAG
Penicillium bovifimosum is the source of this 1215-nucleotide messenger RNA. Its product is annotated as enoyl-[acyl-carrier-protein] reductase. Bases 1 to 1215 code for a protein of 404 amino acids. Gene Ontology annotation, molecular function: trans-2-enoyl-CoA reductase (NADPH) activity. The transcript has 2 exons. The record is from RefSeq and is a predicted model, not a curated record. Gene Ontology annotation, biological process: fatty acid metabolic process. Gene Ontology annotation, cellular component: mitochondrion. Lineage: Eukaryota; Fungi; Ascomycota; Eurotiomycetes; Eurotiales; Aspergillaceae.